Messenger RNA from Entelurus aequoreus (snake pipefish), 1913 nucleotides. RefSeq names its product gap junction protein alpha 10 a (gene gja10a). The record is from RefSeq and is a predicted model, not a curated record. Gene Ontology annotation, cellular component: connexin complex. Lineage: Eukaryota; Metazoa; Chordata; Actinopteri; Syngnathiformes; Syngnathidae. Gene Ontology annotation, biological process: cell communication. The transcript is spliced from 3 exons. The coding region runs from base 235 to 1677 and encodes 480 amino acids.
CGGUAGAGCACUCCCUACCCGCUGCCUGCCAGCACAAACGCAGGGAGACAAAGGCAACAGGAAGCAAAACAUUGUGGAUUCUAAUUUGGAACAUCCCCACACCUCCAUGGGUUAGCCUUACUGGCGCCCUGGAUUCCUUGGACUAAACUGUCAUCAUGAAGUUUGGCAAGCGGCAAAAAGGGAUCUCGAUGAUUUCUUGAGGCUAUGUGGCAAUAGAGUGGUGAGAACCUGACCAUGGGUGACUGGAACCUACUGGGCAGCAUCCUGGAAGAGGUCCACAUUCAUUCGACUAUCGUGGGCAAGAUUUGGCUGACCAUCCUCUUCAUUUUCCGCAUGCUGAUCCUUGGGGCAGCCGCCGAGGACGUUUGGGACGACGAGCAGUCGGAGUUCGUCUGCAACACCGACCAGCCAGGGUGCAAGGCGGUCUGCUAUGACCGCGCCUUCCCCAUCUCGCUCAUCCGAUUCUGGGUGUUGCAAGUCAUCUUCGUCUCGGCGCCCUCGCUCGUCUACAUGGGCCACGCCCUCUACUGUAUCCGAGCCCUGGAGAAAGAGCGCCACAGGAAACGGAUACAGCUGAAGGAGGAGCUGGAUGAGGCGGAACUACCGCUGGAUGAGCACAAACGGAUGGAGAGGGAGCUGAGGAGGCUGGACGAGCAGAGAAGGGUGAAGAGGGCGCCCCUGAGAGGGUCUCUCUUGAGGACGUAUAUCAUCCAUAUCCUUACACGCUCUGCGCUGGAGGUGUUGUUCAUCCUGGGACAAUACGUUCUUUAUGGUGUGCAACUCGACCCGCUUUACAAAUGCGAGUGGAUACCUUGCCCUAACAGUGUGGACUGUUACAUCUCAAGGCCAACAGAGAAAACUAUCUUCAUGGUCUUCAUGAUCGCUAUUGCUGGGGUUUCUCUCUUCCUCAACAUUCUGGAAAUAUCCCACCUUGGUAUCAGGAAAAUCAAACAGAGCCUCUCAGGAGACAAGUACAUGGAGGAGGACAGUUUGAUCUUCAAGUCGAAGAGGAAUGUGUCAUUAUCGCAUCAUUGUGUGAUGUCACCUUACGAUGGACCUUUGACUCAGACCUUCAAAGUCAUACCAGAAGAAGACGUUAACCCCUCGCAUUACUUUGGGAUCAAAACCGGUCAUGAGGCCCAGAGGAACAACAGCAUGGCUCAUUUGGGGCACACGCAGGCCAGCUAUCUCUGCCCCCAACCCAGGACACCAAACAGAUCUGUCCAGAACUGUGUCCUCUCCCAAGCUCAGCAAGGUCCAGAGGUCUUCACAACAAAAGUGGACCAUCAUCUUUGUUGGCCGUCUGUGGUGUCUAACGUGGAGGGAAGUGCAUCAAACCCUCAGGAGGACACGCAUCUGGGACAUUAUCAAGGCUCUCUUCUGUCCAACAACACAAUACGACCCUCUUCUACAGACCUCCUUGACAGACAGAACCGAAGAGACUCGAUGGGGAGCGAGCACCUCAUCCACAAACCGAGAAAAACCAGCUUCAUGAUCAGACCUCCGUCUGAAAGCUUAUCAUCAAUCAGUGGUUCCACAAGUCAGUCCUUACAUUCCUCAGAAGAAUCAGAUGAACUUGGAUCGCUGCAGGGAGACAUGCCCAUGAUGCCACCUGCUGGAGGCAGGAGAAUGUCAAUGAGUGUGUUUCUGGACAUUUCAUCGAUCAUGAAGAAGUGAGGACACGUAACAUCCUGACAAGGCUAUCAAAGAUAAGACGACGUGGGUACUUUGUGGCUACUUAUAAGCAUUGGAUAUUUUUUUAACAGACUUUGUUGUGUGUUCUGACAACACACACAUGUUGGAUUAUGAAGCAUAUUUUGUCGUGUAAUGUGUUUUUCUAAGCGAGAUUUGAUGAGAACAUGUUUGUCAUUCUGUAUCGUUUACACAAAACAUUUGUAAUAAACAGCAAAGGC